Molecule: messenger RNA, 592 nt
Organism: Cuscuta campestris
Lineage: Eukaryota; Viridiplantae; Streptophyta; Magnoliopsida; Solanales; Convolvulaceae
Source: the annotation of a GenBank genome assembly
CAGUGCACCAUCUAACUGAUUGUGACCUCUUAUGCACCAGCUAACUCAUUUUGUAAUUAUAACCGUACAAUUUCUUUCCUAAUUGGACCGUGCUUUGGAUAUUACUGUUUUCUAACUUGAGAAUUCAUUCUUGUAGAUGCAAACCUAUCACUUUGACACUAUGGGACACUUUCGCAUCAGUCCAAGGGUGCGAAAUUCAACAGUCACUGCAAUCAGGCAUUUAUCCCACAAUAAUUGCAAGGAGGAUAGCAUCUACAUCUUUCAAAGGGCUAUCAUUAACAACACGAUCCGAUUCGUCAAUCGAGCUGAACCCAAUCAUCUCAGCUGCAUCAAGAAGUCUUCAAAUACAGCUGCCAUAGAGCACGCCAUUGAGACGAAAAAAUGGCUGGACUCCAUGUUUGCACUGCCUGAAGAUAUUCAAACAACACCAAUCUCUGAAGUGGCACGUACAGAAAAUGAGGUUGCAGCAGUUGCAACAGAAAAGUGGACUACAUAGAAGGAAUCAAUUUUAAAUGCAUGCUGUGUGGUGACCCUGAAGCAAAAACCAUAAAGAGAUUCAGAAUUCUGUCCGAAAUAAAAGAUGAGAUUAAUG